This is a messenger RNA of Microthlaspi erraticum, 1173 nucleotides long. The record is from the annotation of a GenBank genome assembly. NCBI's taxonomy places the organism in Eukaryota, Viridiplantae, Streptophyta, Magnoliopsida, Brassicales, Brassicaceae.
AUGGAACAUCUUCUAUCGUGGCAUAGACCACAAGUACAAGCUUUCAUUGGAUACACAAGCAAUGGAAACUUCAUGACCAAGACUGUUGAUGAAGCUAAGGUUCUUAUUGAGAAUCUUGCAGCUAGUGAUUGUAACAACUGUCCUGAUUAUGACCGCUCAAGCCGCACCACUACUAGCUCCCCUGAUUCUUUUCAAAUGACUGAACUCAAGAACAUGAUGGCUCAAGUUCUUAAGGGACAGCUCAAGCAUAUCAAUGCAAUAGAAGGGAUGAGUGAUGCUAAUGAAGAUUCAUCAAGAGAAUGCAUGGGAGAUUUCUCUAAUGAAGCCAAUGAAGAAGAUGUGAACUACAUUGGAAACUAUGGGAACAAGGGAUACAAUCCAAGCUAUCGCCCAAACCCCAACAUGUCUUAUAGAAACCCCAAUGUGGAGAAUCCUCAAGACCAAGUGUAUCCUCCAAGGUAUCCACAACAACAAAGACCUCCUUACCAAUCUCAAGGAAGUCAAUUUCAGCCAAGGCAAGGAUAUGAGCAGAGAUCAUCAUAUCCGCCCAAGGAGCCAUAUGCUUCUUCACCAAAUCAAGCUCCUCCAAACCAACAAGGUGGGAGAUUUGAAGGAAUCCUCCAACAGAUCAUGGAUGGCCAGAAGAGAAACACUAAAGAGAUGUAUGAGAAGAUGGACACUUUGUUCAGCAAUCUCAACACCAAGUAUGAUGCUGUUGCCACUCAUGUGAAGAAACUAGAGACUCAAGUCACUCAAACUAUGGAAGCUGUUAAGAGACAGGAAGCUGAAUCCAAGAAGUCCUUUUGCAACUCAGCCGCCAUAGAAGAAAGAUUUGAAGACCAAGUUCCAGAAUGGAUGCUUUCAAAACCUACUGUUGAUUGCAUGAUUUGGCCUGAAGAGAAUUACCCAGAGAGAGAGUCCAAUCGAGCUAGAAAGAGAAGACUCUUCCCAAAGAUUAUCCCCAAGACAGAUAACUCAGGAAAGUUUGCUGUGCCUUGUAUCAUCAAAGGUAACAUUCUUGAGCAAUCUUUGUGUGACACAGGAGCCAAUGUGAACAUCAUGUCUAAGAGGAUAGCUGACAAGAUAGGCCUCACCAAGAUAGAGCCAUCAUCCAUCUCCAUCAACUAUGCUGAUUCAUUCUCACAAACCCCUAUGGCUUUGUGCCUAAUGUGA